Messenger RNA from Pelodiscus sinensis (Chinese soft-shelled turtle), 4445 nucleotides. It is a transcript of the gene KCNQ1, whose product is annotated as potassium voltage-gated channel subfamily Q member 1. Gene Ontology annotation, molecular function: voltage-gated potassium channel activity. The record is from RefSeq and is a predicted model, not a curated record. NCBI's taxonomy places the organism in Eukaryota, Metazoa, Chordata, Testudines, Trionychidae. Gene Ontology annotation, cellular component: voltage-gated potassium channel complex; membrane. Gene Ontology annotation, biological process: potassium ion transmembrane transport.
GCUCGCGCAGAGGCUGAGGGGAAUGGCCGGGGGCCAGGCAGCUCCCGCUGCCACCCGGGCUCGCAGCUUCCCUCGGGUCGGGUGGCAGGGAGGCGGAGACCUCGUACCUUUCACGGCGGGGCCGUCCCUCGGGGUGGGCCGGGCUAGGCGCUCCGGGAGCGGGGGAGGGAGCGUGCGAGACUCCCCAGCGGUGGGCUGGCUGUCCCUCCCGCCUUCCUUCCCCGGGGCAGCGCCGGGGCUGCAUCCCGCCCUGCCCUGCCCUGCGGCGGCUUGCCCCGCCGCCUCCUUCCCCGCGCACACGCCUCCCUCCCCCUCCGGUCAUGACCUCCGCCUCCCCCAAGUCUGAGAAGAGACGCUGGAGCUUGGGGCGGCUGCCUGCGUCCCGGAAAGGCAGCAUGACUCCCAGCAAGAAGCCCUCCGCCCUGGAGCUGGCCGAAAACACCCCCCAUGCCCACUACGCCCCGAUGGCCGCGGUCCAGGAGCCGAGGCAGCCGGAUGCCAGCCCGCCCGCGGAGCCGGAUCGGGACGCGGAUCGGGGCGAGCCGCCGUUCAAGAGCGAGAUGGUGGUGGUGAACACGGACACGGACUGCCCCCGGCCCCACAUCAGCCCGGACCCUCGGGUCUCCAUCUACAGCAUUCGCCGCCCGCUGCUGAGCAGGACCCACAUCCAAGGCAGGGUCUAUAACUUCCUAGAGAGACCCACCGGCUGGAAGUGCUUCGUGUAUCACUUCACUGUUUUCCUUAUAGUGCUGAUCUGCCUUAUAUUCAGUGUGCUUUCUACAAUUGAACAAUAUACAACUCUGGCCACAGGGACGUUAUUCUGGAUGGAAAUUGUAUUAGUGGUAUUUUUUGGAACGGAGUAUGUGGUUCGUUUAUGGUCAGCAGGAUGCCGUAGUAAAUAUGUUGGAUUAUGGGGACGGCUUCGUUUUGCUAGGAAGCCUAUUUCUAUAAUUGAUUUAAUUGUAGUUGUUGCUUCAAUGAUAGUUCUUUGUGUGGGCUCCAAAGGUCAAGUCUUUGCAACCUCAGCUAUCAGGGGUAUCCGGUUUUUGCAGAUCUUACGAAUGCUGCAUGUCGACCGUCAGGGUGGCACAUGGAGACUGUUGGGAUCGGUAGUUUUCAUACACAGACAAGAAUUGAUAACUACCUUGUACAUUGGGUUUCUGGGCCUUAUUUUUUCAUCUUAUUUUGUGUAUCUGGCUGAAAAAGAUGCUGUGAAUGACUCAGGACAAACAGAGUUUGGAAGCUAUGCAGAUGCCCUGUGGUGGGGAGUGGUGACUGUUACGACUAUAGGUUAUGGGGAUAAGGUACCUCAGACGUGGAUAGGAAAGACCAUUGCAUCUUGUUUUUCUGUGUUUGCUAUCUCGUUUUUUGCCCUUCCUGCGGGAAUUCUUGGGUCAGGCUUUGCCCUGAAGGUACAACAGAAACAAAGACAGAAACACUUUAACCGUCAAAUCCCAGCUGCUGCAUCUCUCAUUCAGACUGCAUGGAGGUGCUAUGCAGCAGAAAACCCAGAUUCUUCUACAUGGAAAAUAUACGUAAGAAAACCUGCAAGAAAUUAUCAUUUGAUGUCACCUAGUCCAAAACCAAAGAAAUCAGCAAUGGUAUCAGUGAAGAAGAAGAAGUUUAAGACUGAGAAGGACAAUGGACCUUCUUCCCCAGAUAAAAUGUUAACCGUUCCACAUAUCACUUACGACCAUGUGGUGGAUGAUCGGAAAUCUGAUUUCAGUAUUGAUGCAUAUGAAAAUUCUGUGAAAAAGAGCCCUGCAUUUUUAGAUGUGAACACGGUGCCCUUCACCAGGACCAACAGCUUUGCAGAUGAGCUUGACUUGGAGGGUGAAACAUUGCUGACCCCAAUAACUCACAUCUCACAGCUGCGAGAACACCACCGUGCUGCUAUUAAGGUGAUACGUCGGAUGCAGUACUUUGUGGCAAAGAAAAAGUUUCAGCAAGCUAGAAAACCUUAUGAUGUACGAGAUGUUAUUGAACAGUAUUCUCAGGGUCAUCUCAACUUGAUGGUGCGAAUCAAGGAGUUGCAAAGAAGACUGGACCAAUCUAUAGGGAAGCCAUCUCUCUUUAUUUCUGUCUCAGAAAAAAGCAAAGACCGAGGGAGCAACACGAUUGGUGCAAGGUUGAACAGAGUGGAAGACAAGGUAAUGCAAAUGGACAAGAAAUUGAACUUCAUUACAGAUAUGCUGCAACACCUGGUUUCAAAUCAGCAGGAUGGCCAAAGCAGUAAUGGAUCAUCUCAGAGAACCAACACAGUUAACUCAGAUUUCUUCCUCCCGACUUACGAACAACUGACAGUUCCAAGAAGAAUCCAAGAUGACAUAUCCUGAUGUGGUAGAAAUACAGGGGACUGUUUUUUCCCUUUUUAAAUGGACAUGAAAGGUGUGAAUCUGGAAAUCUCGGCCAUAUGGGAGUACACAUCACUACUGUACCAAUGUGUCUAGCCUUUGAAACACUCCUUCCAAAGACAGUCACUCAUAUCAGAUGAAGAUUUAUCAAGCUAACACGCCUCAAGGCCUCUGUGCUGUUGUUUUAACACAGUGCAUUCUUAAGUUCCAUUUUUAUUUUGUUCAAGAACACCUAAGUGCGAUUCAUCAUAGCACUGAAAGACCAAAACAAUGUAGAAGACAAACAAAAUUACAAGGAAUUUAUGGCUCUUUUUAAAGAAAAAUAAUAAUACUUGAACUUAGAUAGCAAUGUGUGCAUUCUGUUUAUGAAUCUACUGAGAGCAAUUUAGUUUUACUAACUAGAUUUUAAAGCAAAAUGGGGUAACUUAUGUUGAUUUUAUUGUAUAAACAUACCACUAACUUUCUAGAGAAUGACAAACCGCACAGUGAAUUAUUAUUUUUUUUCUGUUACAUAAACACGUACCUGAUAAUGACUAGAUUUGCUUUUUCAAUCUUUUUUUUUUCUUCAGGGAAGAAAUAGUGGUUAAUCGGAAACAAUACCAUUCAUAGGGGAAAGUGCUAUAGAUUUUUUUUAAGAUAUGAAGUUUUCAUGGGAGAAGGAUAAAAUAUUGCAAUGAAAAAAAUAACUUUCUAGAAAACGGCUGCCAAAGAGUUUAUAUUUAAAUGUUAGUACAACUAUUUGAAUGUGCGUGUCCAGAAAGAGAUUUUAAAAAUGAAUGUUCACUGCUUUUAUAUUCUUUCUAUAUCUAAUUUUUGUAGCAUUUUCUUCCAAAAAUGUUACAGGUAAAUAUAUACAGAAGUCUAAAGAAGCUGGAUAUUGCUGGUCAAGUGCUUGAAUCCACCAUCAGAAUGGAGGCCCUAACUCAGAAAGGCAUUUCUAGUUGUAGAGCAUGGAAGCACAUACAUUAAAUCCUUAAAAGUUAUGCAUGUUUUUCCUGACUAGCAAUAGACUUAAUCAUGUGCUCUUCUGAAUCAGGGACUCAGAAUACUCAGCUCCCCCUUGGAGACACUCAACAUCUCAAAAGCUUAAGCCCUAAUGUAGGGAACCAAGGCCAUUAAAAUCAGAGACUCUCAUUGACUUGAUCAUUCAACCAGGCUCCAAAACCAACCUGUCAUGCUCAUACAAGUAGUUCCCACUGAAGUCAGCGGGCUAAAUUCUGCCCUCGUGUAUUGCAGUUUAAAUCUGGAGUAACUCCACUGAAGUUAAUGGAGUUUCUUCACACUUCGUUUUGUAUUAACAAGAGCAGAAUUUGGCCCAGUGUGACUACUCACAUGACUGACAAAAGCAGGAUGUGAACUUAGGUGACAUAGAGUGAAAUUCACCUAAUAGAGAAAGCCAGAAAAAAAGCCUGUUCACUUUAAGGGCUUCAGUGGGAUUUCAGUGGUGCACAAGUCUUGUGUUGGCUGUCUGCACAUGGAUGAAGUUCACCCUUACUGAAACUGAGAUUACAAAACAAAUAAGCCAUAUUAACAAUUAGGUUAAUUGCUGAUAAAUGAAAAGGAGGGUAGAUGAGUUAGGUCACAAACUCUUCUAUUGUUUUAGCAAUAGAUAUAAAAAUCCAAGAUCUGAGUACUUAGUCCUGUGCAUUUGAAAGGAAUUGGCCACUUAAUAUUAAGCCAUUUAAUAGUAUAUUGAAGUUAACUUCACCACACUUAAACAUAUGAGUAAUCUGAAAUACUUGUGCAUGUCAAUGGAACUGAGUUCUUAGGGAGUCUUUUUCCUAUUAUAGGUAAUAUUUCUGGACUUUGUUUUAAACAUUUCAUUUUCUAACAUUUUCUCUCUGUUGGGUAAAGAGCAAACCAUAGUGUAUCUCCUCAUAUCAAUUGUUAACAUUAUUCGGUCUUGCUGCUGUACAAUAGAUGAUUUUAAGGAUGUAGAUAUUUCCAGAUUUAAACAGGGAUUAUUUCUGGGCAUUAUGUUUUAUAGAAAUCAAAAAUAAUUGUGAUGAUUUUGAAUUUGUUUUUUAAUGAGGCUCACUAUGUAAUUUCAGAUUAUUAAUCUGACUGUUAAUUUCCUAAUAAAAUACAAGA